GGGUGGCCCAUUCACUGCCUUCAUAGACGAUCUUUGUGUGAGUCCGUAGUAUCUGCGUUGAAGAAAAGCUCCUCUCCCACUGGCUGCUAUGACCUAGCUAUCCGGACGACACUUUCUCUUUUCAGGACUGACCGCUGCGUCUGAAAUAGUUUUGUUGCGUUUUGGCAGUUCUCACAUUCAACAUAGGCUCGUUUAUGGUCGCAUUCCUGCGACUUUUUCAUCGUAGCUGCUGGCCUCUCAGGGCUAGCUGGCGAGCAGAGCGGUGACAGAGUGGAGCCAGCUGGUCGGACAGAGGUACAGGAACGUUAGCAGACAAGCUAAUUAGCCAGAAAGACUCAGCCUGGAUUACUGCCUUUAAUCAAACAGCAAGUCUGCGGGUUUACUCACUGCGGCAACAUGAAGAUAACUGUGGAUUUCGAGGAAUGUCUGAAGGACUCCCCAAGGUUCAGAGCCACCAUAGAGGAAGUGGAGGGGGAUGUGUGUGAGUUGGAAUCCAAGCUCGACAAAUUGGUGAAGUUGUGUAUUGGGAUGAUUGAUGCAGGAAAAGCAUACAACGCAGCCAACAAGCAGUUUGUUAGCGGGAUCCGGGAGCUAGCCCAACAGUCCACCAAAGAUGAGGUCAUCGAGUCCAGUCUCACAAAGUUUGCUGAGAGCCUGCAGGAGAUGAUCAACUAUCACACGAUAUUAUUCGAUCAGGCCCAGAGAUCAAUCAAGACCCAGCUUCAAACAUUUGUCAAAGAUGACCUACGUAAGUUCAAAGAAGCUAAGAAGCAAUUUGAUAAAGUGAGCGAGGAAAAGGAGGCUGCGCUCAUCAAGAAUGCCCAGGCUCCCCGCAACAAGCAGCAUGAAGUGGAGGAGGCCACCAACAUCCUCACUGCCACACGCAAAUGUUUCAGACACAUCGUCCUCGACUACGUUUUACAGAUAAAUGUUCUACAAUCCAAGAGAAGAUCGGAAAUCCUGAAAUCUAUGCUGUCCUUCAUGUACGCCCACCUGACAUUCUUCCACCAAGGUUAUGACCUCUUCAGCGAACUACAGCCUCUUAUGAAACAGCUCGGAGGACAGUUGGACCAGCUGGUAGUGGAUGCUGCCAAAGAGAAGAGAGACAUGGAGCAGAAGCACUCCACCAUCCAGCAAAAGGACUUCUCGAAUGACGACACCAAGCUGGAGUACAAUGUGGAUGCAGACAAUGGCAUCGCCAUGGAGGGUUAUCUGUUUAAGAGGGCCAGCAACGCCUUUAAGACAUGGAAUAGGCGUUGGUUCUCCAUCCAAAACAAUCAGCUAGUUUACCAGAAGAAAUUUAAGGAUAACCCUACAGUGGUGGUAGAAGACCUGAGGCUAUGUACAGUCAAACAUUGUGAGGAUAUAGAGCGUCGUUUCUGUUUCGAGGUGGUGUCACCUACCAAGAGCUGUAUGAUGCAAGCAGACUCGGAGAAGCUGCGACAAGCCUGGAUCAAAGCAGUACAGAACAGCAUCGCCACCGCCUUCCGUGACAAGGGAGAUGACGGCGAGAAGCUGGACCGGAAAUCUUCCACAUCAACAGGGAGUUUGGACUCCGGUGGGGAGCCGAAGGAGAAAUCGCUGAAAGGAGAGAGUGCCCUUCAGAAAGUCCUGGCCAUCCCAGGCAACACCUGCUGCUGUGACUGUGGCCAACCAGACCCCCGCUGGGCCAGCAUCAAUCUGGGCAUCACCCUCUGUAUACAGUGCUCUGGUAUUCACAGGAGUCUGGGAGUGCAUUUCUCUAAGGUCCGGUCUUUGACUUUGGAUACGUGGGAGCCAGAACUACUUAAAUUGAUGUGCGAACUGGGGAACAAAGUAAUCAACCAGAUCUAUGAGGCUCGACGAGAGGAGCUAGGAGCCAGAAAACCACAGCCAGGAGACCCGAGACACGAGGUAGAGGCCUACAUCAAAGCUAAGUACGUGGAUCGCCGAUUUGUACGCCGGCCGUCUGACGAGGAGCUUCGCACCAAAGUUGUUUCUCUCAGCAAGCAGGAGAAGAGGCUGAGCAGCAGCUCUGAGCAUCUUCCCCCAAGAGCGCCUCCACCUACCCCCAAACUUCGACCCGGUUCAAACGUCUCUGGUCAGUCAGCUGUUGCCAGUGGCUUGGAGGCCCGCCGCGACUCUCUCUUCUGUCCUGACGAGCUUGACUCGCUCUUCUCCUACUUUGACACCUCCUCCAAGCUCAGGAGCAUAAAAAGUGCAGACAGCGGCAUCCAGAACAGCGCUGAUGGGAGCAGGGAGAUGCUGGCCACCACCCCCUCCAAUAACAGCCUGACAGAUGCAGAUGCUGCCGAGACUCCGCCCAUGCCCAUGCCUGCCACACUGCCUCCUCCGUCACCCUGUAAGGAGAUGGUUUUCUAUGAGCCCAAGGAGUACAGCCCGGGUCUACAGCUUUACUGGGCCUCGUGUGCCCGCAGCCUGCCGGACAUGGCUGAGGCACUGGCCCACGGAGCCGAGGUCAACUGGGUCAACACAGAGGACGACAAGAGGACGCCGCUUAUCAUGGCGGUGCAGGGGGGUUCGCUGGUCACCUGUGAGUUUCUGCUACAAAACGCAGCUAAUGUAAACCAGCAGGACGCUCAGGGUCGAGGACCCCUGCAUCACGCCACCAUGCUGGGACACACAGGGCAAGUGUGUUUAUUUUUGAAACGAGGAGCAAAUCAAAAUGCUGCAGACAUUGACGAGAAAACACCUCUGACCAUAGCGGUGGAGGCGGCCAAUGCAGAUAUUGUCACAUUGUUGCGACUGGCCAAGAUGAACGAAGAGAUGCGAGAGGCGGAGGGGCCCUACAGCCAGUCAGGAGAUGAAACCUACCAGGACAUUUUCCAGGACUUCACCCACAUGGCCUCCAACGACCCGGACAAGCUGAACCGCUACCAGCAGUACGACCCGCAGCGUCCCUGACACAGCAGAAACACCGUCCACUAGCACACAGAGACACUCUGUCUACUCAGCCUGAGAGAGACAGACAAAAAGAUGUCUGCGUCCAACCUGGAAAGACUUCCACUUCCAAAAAAACAUUCAGAAAUCUGCAUUAAAGCCGGUCAGUGCCGCCACAGCUGGACAGCUGUCACCAUAUCUAACAUGUCCGAAGCUCCCGUUUGUCAAAUUGUAUUAAACUGACUCGCAGCUGUGAUUACAGCCCCGGUUGAAAAUACAGGCACUUCACUCGAGUGAAGGGGAACUUCUGUGAACGGAAAACCUCACUUUUUAGACAUUUUUUUAAAAACUGUGCUUCUCAGUAGGAUCGGUUAGAACAAGUGAAUGGUACAGUGUUAGAGCCUUUAAAAGGAUUCGCAAAGAUCAAAUGAAAAUGAAACUGGGUCUGAAUGUAGAGCUGCCGUGGAGGCUGUCAGUUAUUUUGACCAAGUUUAAUCUUUUAUGUCACACUUCCUGACAGAAGAAAUUAAAAAAAACAAAAAAAAAAACAAUUUCUUUUUUAAAAAAUAUAUGUAAGAAAGUGCGCUGCAUCAGAGUUGUAAAGAGAGGUAAGUGCAUGGCAGAUUGUUCCAUUUUAAAGCUGCCUCUUUUCAAUAGGAUCCUCUUUAUGAGCGUAGGCAAAUGCUACAGGAGCUUUUUUUUUGUAUCAAAGUUUUGCUUUAGUGAACUCUCAGCAGUGUAUAAAUGGCAAUAUGCUUUUUCUUAUUUGCACAAAUCCCUUUGUCUUAAAUCACCACUGAUGUUUACUAGUUUUGAUGGUAAGACGUGUUAAACCAUGUACAGUGAUUUUGGAAGUAAACAUGUUGUUAAUGCGUCUUUAAUGUUAAAUAGAUAAAUUGUUUUUUUGAUUUUUUUUUUUUUCCUUUCUUUUUUUUUUAAAUGCUAGUCGUUGUUUUUUUUGACCACGUUUCACUGAAUGAUUUUAAUUUUCCAUGUUGUCACGUCAGUACCUGCCGUACAUGUGAGCGAGGCCGUCGGCCCGUCAGCGUCGCCUCGCUGGUGAUUUUGUAGAAUUAAAAAUAGCAUCAAUCUCAUGUUAAUAUGAGAUGAAAAAGUCAAGAAGGGGAGUUGAACUGUGCAACAGUAUGGACCUUACAGAGUGUAGGCAGCAAUUUUAUUCCCAUUGAUUUUAGAAAUACUGGUCAGUAACCUUCUAAUAGUUUCCUGCAUAGAGCUGUCUCAUUUUUUUUAGUCAUUUGUUAUUAAUUACAGGGAAUCGAGGAUUUUCCUUGACAGAAAGGCUCCAUUUAAAACCAAGUAAAACCUUUUUUUUCAUUAAUUUGAUAUUGGAAACUUUAUUCUCCAUUCAUGUUAAAUUGUGUUCUUGUCUGUAGACAUUUUUGUAUAUUCAGCUGACCUGCUGUGCACUGAGGAAAAGACUCUACUGUAGGUUACAGUUAAUUAGAAGUCUACCAACUGAACAGUGUCCAUAUUUCCCUAUAAUUAUUACCACAUGUCAUAGUCCUUUUUGGCAAAUUUACUAAAAAAAAAAUAGUACAGAGAAAGUAAUUAAUUAUGGACCUGUAAAAUGAAGCCUUACAGAAAAACUAUACAUAGUUGUUUUUGGCGAGGUUUUAUGUGUAGAGUUGUUAGAGAAUCAACUGCAUGACACUUAUCAGGCGACUUCACUGAAAUCUUCAAGUCUUUGAAAUAGAUUCUUCAAAAUUUCAUGCUAGAAGUUCUGUACUGUAAUGUAGUAUCUGUGAUUUUCUUUGUGUUCCUGGAAACUGCAAUAUCUUCACUUCUCAUUCACAGUAUAUAGCAUGAUGUGAUGAUAUGAUAUCAAGCGCAGAGGAAACCGUUGGCCAACGCAACAUGGGAUACAAUUCUUGUACAUUUUGUACAGAUGCUUUUGAAUUCUUUUGAGAACUGAAGUAUGAAGUUAGUGGUACUUGAAUCAUUAAAUAAGCUUUUGUAUAUGCUGUUCUUUGUAUCCUUCAGUAAUUUUAGCCCAUUUUAUAAUGCCUUUCUGUAUACCAAUAUACAUGUACUGUAUAUUAUACCUGUAAUAUGUAAGAACUUCAAUACAUAUUGACUGAGGAUUCA
Molecule: messenger RNA, 4986 nt
Organism: Thunnus maccoyii (southern bluefin tuna)
Lineage: Eukaryota; Metazoa; Chordata; Actinopteri; Scombriformes; Scombridae
Product: arf-GAP with coiled-coil, ANK repeat and PH domain-containing protein 2-like
Exons: 24
Coding region: 397-2904 (835 amino acids)
Cellular component (GO): cytoplasm
Molecular function (GO): GTPase activator activity; protein binding
Source: RefSeq, a predicted model, not a curated record